Amblyraja radiata (thorny skate) is the source of this 3354-nucleotide messenger RNA. RefSeq names its product protocadherin-10-like. NCBI's taxonomy places the organism in Eukaryota, Metazoa, Chordata, Chondrichthyes, Rajiformes, Rajidae. Bases 246 to 3137 code for a protein of 963 amino acids. Gene Ontology annotation, molecular function: calcium ion binding. The transcript has 4 exons. The record is from RefSeq and is a predicted model, not a curated record. Gene Ontology annotation, cellular component: plasma membrane. Gene Ontology annotation, biological process: homophilic cell-cell adhesion.
CCCUCCCCUCCCUCCACCUCUCUCCCCUAGGCUGUUACUACACCAAGCAGUGGACUGUGGGCUGCGGGAGAUGUUAGGAGCCGCGUUUGAAACAGGCAUCUCUACGCCCGAGUGCGUAUAGAGUACGUGGGAGAAACGAUUCAGACCGCCUCGCCUCCGGUUCUACUGGAAAUAAAGUUUGAUCUCGGUGGAAAUAGACUUGUGCGAGCGUUUUACUACAGGGAGUCCCAGGGUCAUUUUGGGAGAUGGCUGCUUCGGACGGGAGCCGCGUUUUGAACGGGUUAGCCCUAUCCCUCUGGAUAUGUUUGACUUUGUUGAAGGGAUCUCACGGGCAGAUCCGCUACUCCAUUCCCGAAGAGCUGAAACACGGGGCGUUCGUGGGGAACAUCGCCGAUGAUCUGGGGCUAGACGUGGCCGAGCUGUCCGCUCGCAGGUUCCGAAUGGUCUCCAGCACGCGUAGACAAUAUUUGGAGGUGAAUUUGGAGAACGGGAUACUGUUUGUGAACGAGAAAAUGGACAGGGAGCAACUCUGCGGUACCAGCGCGUCCUGUUUCCUCAACCUCGAGAUUGUGAUUGAAAAUCCCUUGGAACUGUAUCAGGCUGAAAUCGAGAUCUUGGACGUUAAUGACAAUUCUCCGCGUUUCCCCAGCAGUCACGUUAGGUUGGAGGUGACCGAGUCGGCAGCUCUCGGAGCGCGGUUCCCCUUGGAGAGCGCGCAGGAUCCUGACGUCGGGACCAAUUCCCUCCGCACUUACCGGCUGUCACCGAACGAGCAUUUCCUUCUGGACGUUCAGACCCGGAGCCAGCGGAGUAAGUUGGCGGAACUCAUCUUGGAGAAACCUCUAGACCGGGAGCAACAGGCUCUUCACCGGUUGGUGCUGACGGCGGUGGACGGGGGGAUCCCGGAGAAAUCCGGUACCGUCCGCAUUACCGUCAGCGUGCUGGAUGCCAAUGAUAACACCCCGGUCUUCGACCAGACUGUGUACACGGUGAGGCUGCGUGAAAACGCGCCCACGGGCUCCCUGGUCAUCAAUCUCAACGCCACUGACUUGGACGAAGGGACCAACGCUCGCAUAGUCUACUCGCUGGGCAACCACGCUCACGAGAGGGUGCGGGAACUGUUCACGGUGGAGCCACAGAACGGGGAGGUCAGGGUGAAGGGGGUCAUGGAUUACGAGGAAGCCUCGGUCUACGAGAUCUUCGUCCAGGCCAAAGACCUGGGUCCCAACGCGGUGGCGGCCCAUUGCAACGUGUUGGUGGAGGUGGAGGACGUGAACGACAACGAUCCUCAAGUGGUCCUGACCUCCCUCUCUAGCCCGGUUCCCGAGGACGCUCCGCCGGGCACAGUCAUCGCUCUCAUCAGCGUGACCGACCGGGACACCGGAGCCAGCGGCAAAGUCAAUUGCCGCCUUCUGGGCGGGCUCCCGUUCAAACUGUUGCCGUCCUUUAAGAAGUAUUACACCUUGGUUACCGACGGGCCGUUGGACCGGGAGAUGGUGGCCGAAUAUAACGUGACGGUGGCGGCCAGAGACGCGGGCAACCCUCCCCUCUCCAGUAACACUACCAUCUCGGUCAAAUUGUCGGAUGUGAACGAUAAUCCUCCCCGCUUCACCCUCCCGGCUUACACCGUGUAUAUUACCGAGAACAACGCACCGGGCGCCUCUAUUUGCUCGGUAACCGCAGUGGACCCAGACGCCAACCAGAACUCUUACCUCUUCUACUCUAUCUUGGAAAGCCGCAUACAAGGCAUGUCGAUCUCCACCUACGUCUCGGUCAACUCGGACAACGGUAACGUCUACGCCCUUCGCUCUUUCGACUACGAGCAACUCAAAAGUUUCCAAAUCCUGAUCCAAGCCCAAGACGCGGGCUUCACGCCUCUCAGUAGCAACGCCACCGUCAACGUCUUCAUCCUGGACCAGAACGACAACGGGCCGGUGAUCGUAUCUCCGCUGGCCCGCAACGGCUCGGUGGCCGUGGAGACGGUGGGGCGCUGGGCUGACGCUGGGACCUUGGCGGUCAAGGUGACGGCGGUGGACGCGGACGAAGGCCAGAACGCUCGGGUGUCUUACCGGCUGCUCCGAGUCACCGACCGGGGGCUGUUCAACUUGGAGAUCCACACAGGAGAGGUUAGGCUGGCUAGAAGUUUCGGGGCCAAGGACUCAACCCAACAGAGGUUGGUUGUCCAAGCUAAAGAUAACGGCGUGCCUUCGCUCUCGGCCACAGUCACAAUCGUGUUAACGGCGGUGGACACUCUAGUCAGUCAUAAACCCGAACUGACCAGCGAGCCCGAGGUACACUCUGACCUAACCCUCUAUCUAAUCAUCUCACUGGGCUCCGUAUCGUGCUUGUUUCUGGUCGCCAUCGUGAUCUUGGCGCUGGUGAGAUGCCGGAGGGAUCAAAUCCACGGACACUCCAGCCCGGUCGUAGCUUGUUGCUCAAAGUCGUGCCUCGGGAGACGCCGAAGUUCUGCCGAGAUGUUUCAGAAGUCCAAUGUCAACGUUCAGUUGGCCGCCGGCACCAAGGCAGCCCCGAGCGCCUCUGAAGUCAACGGCUGCCGGCUCCCGUCGCAAACCUACUGCUACAAGGUGUGUCUGACACCGGAGUCGGCCAAGAGCGACUUCAUGUUCCUCAAACCCUACACCCCGCAGAACAACCAGAUCGAAGGUCGCGACAAUCGCCAAGGACUGGUGGUGGGAUCUGCCCCCAGCGCUCCCGGGGAGGUUAAACAUCAAAACAUUGACUACUACUCUUCGCCCUGCCAGAGACACACAGAGAGCAGCUCUUGGGAACCAGAGGAAAACCGAGUCCGGGCAGGUGCACAGAAAGAGGCAAACAAGAUGCAAGCGGCCGUCCCCACACCAAGCGGUGAAUAUCGAGGGCGUGGAGGGGGAAACAAGCGAGGAGCUUCAUCAGCCGGAGGUGAUGGAUGGACACCGAGAUACGGGCCUCAGUACCCCUACUGCGACCAGCCUACAGGAUACAAGCUUAAUGUCUACAUACCCGGCAAUGCACCACUGAAGUCCAGCAAAAUGAACUCAGCCACUCAAAUGGAGCAGAACAACACCUUCUCUACAUUUGGGAAAAAGUCGAAACGAGCGUCACUACAGGACAUGGAACUGGACAGGACUUUGAGUUAAAGUUUCCAAACUUGCCGAUACUGUCAGGGUGGUUCCAUGCCCUUGCUUACACACACACAAAACAAAUCAAUCAGUUUGAUCGACGAUGGCCAAUAAUUGGCAAAAAGCCACGAGAGAGGGAGACGGGAUUUAUGAACGCUGUUGGGAGUGUGGAAUCCUGGUGGAAGGAGACUCGGAAAAGACAUUUGGACCAAGCCUGGGAAGAAGAGAUGUUGGC